CUGAGGGGGGGGGGGGGGGGGCGGCCGCGGAGGCAGGGUGGGAACGCCGGCUGUGCGCGAGUGGACGGAGGCGCCGUUUCUCCACGCCGGGGCCGGCCUGUCCGUCCGCGGGCGGUGUGUCCGUCUGUCCGGUGGCGGGGCGAGGGGCCGAUCCGCCGCCCGUCCAGCCCCCCGAGGAAACGCGGGCUUGCCGCGCGUCGUGAAUUCGGUUUUGCGGUGUGUAAACGUGUGCCCGUGUACUCCGACGUGUCUUUCCGAAUCUCGCCGUCGCUCCUCUCGACGAGCUGAUCUCGAGCAGAAAUAAACACCAACUCAGCCUGAAGUGUGGUCUUAAUUUAGUUUAAACCACCAAGCACAGUGGUGUUUCUUACAAUUGCAGGUGAUGAUGAUGGAGGAAAGCUCUUUACCCCUGAGGAAUAUGAGGAGUACAAAAGAAAGGUAUUACCAAUUCGGUUACAGAACAGGUUGUAUGUGAGCUGGAGAUCACCAAAUGGCAUGGACUGUAAGCUUGUGGGACCAGAGACGCUGUGCUUUUGUACUCACCGGUAUAAACAACACAAAACAGACUAUGAAGUGGUUCCCAACGACCGUCCCAUUUUUGUGCCCUGUAGAGUGAGCCGUUGCCCAUGCCAGUCCUAUCACUAUGUCCCUCUAAAUGGCACGCAGCCCAUCCGUUGCAGAUGCAAACACUUUGCUGAUCAGCACAGUGCAGCACCUGGAUUUUCAUGUAACUCUUGUUCCAAGUGUUUGGGAUUUCAUAGUUGUUUUACCUGUGCAUGUGGUCAGCCAACAUAUGCUCAUGAAACAGUCGUGGAAACUAAACAAGAGCGCCUAGCCCAAGGAAAGCCUGUGGGGCAGGAUGUUCCUUACGCUGCUAUGGGAGGACUGACUGGUUUUAGUUCACUAGCAGAAGGCUACAUGAGACUCGAUGACAGUGGAAUAGGGGCUCCUUCUGCUGAACUUUUAGAAUCCCCUGUUACCAGCAUGGAUCAUCCAUUUCUAAAAGCAUUCCAGGCACCUUCUAGUUCCGCUCAAACCAUCUCACAGAUAGCAGGUGGUUCUAGUGCCACAAGGCAAGUUUCUCAUGGAAGGCAUUCAGAAGAUGAUGACAUGGCUUGUUUUGAAGGCCGUUAUCAAGAACGGCUGAAAAAGGAGAAGGCUGCUAAACAGAAAGAGGAAAGUCCAGCACCAUCAAAGAAGCCAUGAGAAUAAUAAAGAAAUCUUUGUUACGUGGCACAGUGUUAAUCAUUGUACUGAAGAGUAUUUUUUGCUGCGCCGACCUGCAUACUUGUAUUUUUUCAUUUCUUUAUUCUGCUCUUUUGGUCUACUGCUUAAAUUAGUUUUUAAGUAAGUUGUUGUAAUAAAAUUGGUACUUUAAUCAGUGCGUUUCUAAUCUCCCGAACUGAUACACAGAAAUUCCUUUGAGAAUUGAAAAUCAUAUUUAGAAGUUUAAGCUAUGAGAGAAUAACCAUGUAUUUAAGUAUUACAUUGUAGAAGGGCAAAGAAAAUAUAUAUCCUGUUCUUAGA
Tyto alba (common barn owl) is the source of this 1527-nucleotide messenger RNA. RefSeq names its product family with sequence similarity 221 member A (gene FAM221A). The transcript is spliced from 7 exons. Bases 496 to 1206 code for a protein of 236 amino acids. The record is from RefSeq and is a predicted model, not a curated record. Lineage: Eukaryota; Metazoa; Chordata; Aves; Strigiformes; Tytonidae.